GCUAGCAGUGAUAGCUCAGAGAGACGCCAUUAGUUGGGUGCAAACCGGGAAUUCACGGCAAUAUAAGGAGAAUUAGCUCGCUGUCAACAUAUAUCUCCAUCUGUGUGUUGAUAUAUAUUUAAAACAAUCUAUUCCUCUCAUGCUGUCGAUGCGUUUUCCUUUUGAUUUUUAGCUUCUUUUUUUUUUUUUUUUUUUUUUUAGAAGUCGGAAGCUGAUGUGAGCUGCGCAGGACUUCACUUAGCAUUAGCAGCAGGAAGGAGGGAGGAGGUGAAGCUUGUUUUUUUGGAUAUAUAUCUUGUUUAUUAUAAAGUGCCCACGCCAUGGCGGCCGGAGGGGCGGGAGGUAACAGCGGCAGCGGCAGCAGAACAUACUCGUUUAAGGUGGUGCUGCUCGGGGAAGGCUGUGUGGGGAAGACGUCGCUGGUGCUGCGAUACUGCGAGAACAAAUUCAACGACAAACACAUCACAACUCUACAGGCGUCCUUCCUCACAAAGAAGCUCAACAUCACAGGGAAAAGAGUGAACCUGGCCAUUUGGGACACAGCAGGUCAGGAGCGUUUCCAUGCGUUAGGUCCCAUCUACUACAGAGACUCCAAUGGAGCCAUACUAGUGUACGACAUUACAGACGAAGACUCCUUUCAGAAGGUGAAGAACUGGGUGAAAGAGUUGAGGAAAAUGUUGGGGAACGAGAUUUGUUUAUGUAUAGUAGGUAAUAAAAUCGAUUUGGACAAAGACAGACAUGUUUCAGUGGAAGAGGCUGAGAGUUAUGCAGAGUCGGUGGGAGCCAAACAUUACCACACAUCGGCCAAACUUAAUAAAGGCAUUGAGGAACUCUUCCUGGAUCUCUGUAAAAGGAUGAUGGAAACCGCUCAGGCCGAGGAGAGGUUGAAGGGCAACGGAGCCAGCCAAUCGGCAUCAAGUAGGCGGGGCGUACAGAUUGUCGACGACGAACCACAAGCCACGCCUGCCGGGGGUUGCUGCUCCUCUGGCUAGCACACACACACACACACACACAGACACACACACACACACACACACAGACACACACAGACACACACACACAGUCUCUGUUGGUCCGAUUCAUAAAACCCUAAAAUAUUUCGAGUGUUUCUGCCGUGUUCAUUCAGUGCCGUCUCUGCUGCUAAGGAUCAUUGGAAAUUAUAUUGAAAUGAUUCCAGUCAGUAAUCCCUCCAAAAUAAAAUGAACCAACAUGUUUAUGAUUUCAAAAAUAAAAUCACAAUUUCAGCACUUUUGACUUCUAUCAUUUCCCUUCAUGAGCAGUGACGGAGUUGAACUGAUAUUCCAGCUCAGAUCUGCAGCUGUUUGCUUUUCAUACAAAAACCCUUCACUAAUGAACGAGCUGAAAUACUGAAAACACGUCAGCAGAGAUUUUAAUUUUUGCUUCUUUUUUUUUUUUUUUUUUUUGGUAAAACAUGAAUCCAGAUGUACAAACACACAUUUGUAUAAAGCUCCAUUAGUUUAGUUGUAGUUCAGUGGAGGUUUUCUGGCUGCAUGUUGUUAAUAUAAAGGUUGUUUUCAAACUGCAGCUGGUUGAUUUUCUGAGUUGAGCUAUCAGGAAAGUAAAAGUCCCUAAAAUGAGUUUAUCUAUUUCAGGUUCAAGGAUGUUUUUCCCACUGUUCGGUUUUGGAUCAUCUGUACAGUAUUAAACCUCUGAAGGACUUCUAUAGCGAGCAGCUUUCACUCACAGAUAAAAGAUCAAAUCUAAAGUCACAAAUCAGCUGUUGAUGUCUCAUUGUUAAAGCAAAAUGACGAAAGAAAGAAUUCAAUUAAGCAACAACUAGAAGAAGUAAAAAACAUCCUGAUUUCUGGUCUAUAAAUUAAAGCUGGAGACAAAGAAAAACAUAAAUGAAAGUCGCCCAGAGCCCAAUAUAACGUCUUCAAAGUGAUUAAUUGAUCAGUUGAUUGACAGAAAAUUCACUUUUAUUCAUCAUUGAUUGUUAUUUUCUGAUCAAAAGCUGUCAAUUUGAUUCCAGCUGUUUUUCUUUGUUGAAUAUCUUUGUGUUUUGAACUGUUGUUGAAGACGUCGCCGCGAUCUGAUGGACGUUUUCUGAUGUUUUAUAGAUUAAGCAAUUAAUUGAUUAAUCCCAAAAAAAAAAAAAAAAAUUAAUUAAUCUUCACAUUAAAAAAGAGAGAAAAUGCUGCAUUUUUACUUCAAAUACCAAAAUACAAUUUUAAAUUUAAGAAAACCGCUUAAUGGAUUUAAUUGUUUCAUCCCAAAACAAAAAUAACCUCUUUAUCAAUACUGUGCAACUUAAAGAUCCUACACACACACACACACACACACACACACACACACACACACACACACACUCCUGUUCACCAUGUUUUCCUGGACAGUGAAUAAUAACGUGCAUGUUUGAUUUCUGUAAACAGCUUUGUUUGGUUUACUUUUAAAGACAAAUGGUAAUUAAAAAAAACUGAACUGCAAUUAUUUAAUAAGUUAUAUUCAUGUGGCAGUGAUGGAAACCUGUACAUGAACAAACAAACAAACAAAUGUUGUCUCUGUACUCUCUAUUGUGUACUUUACUGUUGUUUUUCUCCACCGGGCCUGUACUGCAUUAAUCUCUCUGCUUCUUACUGAAUGAACUCUGAAAAAUGACCACAAAAAAGAAAAACAAACAGAAAAAAGACGUGCUGGACGUUUUAUCUGCCUUUAAGGAAAAAAAAAAAAAACUUUUGGGGAAAA
Molecule: messenger RNA, 2706 nt
Organism: Scomber japonicus (chub mackerel)
Lineage: Eukaryota; Metazoa; Chordata; Actinopteri; Scombriformes; Scombridae
Gene: rab21
Product: RAB21, member RAS oncogene family
Exons: 7
Coding region: 321-992 (223 amino acids)
Biological process (GO): Rab protein signal transduction
Molecular function (GO): GTP binding; GTPase activity
Source: RefSeq, a predicted model, not a curated record